AUGACGCCAGACCCAAACCGCCGGAACGAGUCCAGGGGCUACCAGCUCACCACGGUUGCCAUCGUGUGCCCGAUCCUUCCCGUCAUCCUGAGAAUGCUGCGCAUCUACACGCGGCUCAUCCUGAUCAAGAAGCGCUUCUGGGAAGAUUUGAGCAUUGUCAUUGCCUUGUUGUCCGUCUUGCUUCAAUACGCCCGCGUCAGCGUCCUGCCCUCGGAUAAACGACUGUGUCGCAUCUCGAUAGCUGUCUUGUGCACGGGAUACCUGAUCUUCAUCGUUCUGCGCAUGGUCCGCUGUAUCCCUUUCCAUGCCCUAUGGACACACGGGGUCCCCGGAGCGCGGUGCAUCUACAACAACACCUGGUUCAUGUUCGCCUCGCAGGGCUGGAACAUGAUCAUGGACUUUGUGAUUCUGCUCGGCCCGCUCUAUAUCCUUCGACACUCCAACGCGCCGCUCAAACAACGUGUCCUGCUCGGAGUGCUGUUGGCCUUUGGCGGAUCAGCCUGCAUCAUCUCCGCCAUACGCCUCCACACGCUUUACCCCUCGGGAACCUCGCUCGACCCGACCUGGGACAAGAUCCCCAGCGCCAUCUACGGCCUGGUCGAGGUCAACGUCGGCAUCAGCUGUGCGUCGGUCGUCACGCUGCGGCCGCUUGUUCGUCGUUUGCGGGGCGUCUUGUCGGACGAGGCAGACACUUCCGAGCGGACGAUAAUCACGAGGCCCCAGACUCUGGUCGGCUGCCGUCAGUUCAAUGGGAACCGUGCGUUGGCGGUAGCGGAGAGGAGUACGGCGCAGGCUGGGAGUGAGGAGCAGAGAACUAAGGGGUGCAUGAAGUACUAG
This is a messenger RNA of Chaetomium globosum CBS 148.51, 837 nucleotides long. RefSeq lists its product as uncharacterized. The transcript is spliced from 3 exons. The record is from RefSeq and is a predicted model, not a curated record. Bases 1 to 837 code for a protein of 278 amino acids. Lineage: Eukaryota; Fungi; Ascomycota; Sordariomycetes; Sordariales; Chaetomiaceae.